CAUCCCAGCAUCCACACCACAGAUUCAUAUUCCCGCGAGAUUAAACAGCGAACUAUUAUUAGGUUUUUGUUAAAAUCAGCUUGCUUUUAGAAGUAAGCAUUCAUUUCAAAAUAUUUUGUUACUUGUCAAUUUUUGUGAAUUUGGCAUAAUACGUACUAAUGUUCUGGUGCUAUAGUAAAUGGUGGGAAUCCCUUGCUAUUGGCAACCACUUUCCCUAAGGAAACUAGAUUUUCACACGAGUAUGCACAGUAUAGUAAAUUCACAACUGCAUUACUGUAAUUUAAAUUGUCCAAUUUGAUAAAAUUGAUUGGAUUAUAAAUAACAAAUACAGAAACGUAAAAAAGAAGUAUCAAAGUAUUUUAUAUGAAAUAUGCUUUAUAUGAAAAUGACAUAAAUCAUAACCUUGUUUUAUAUAAUUCAAAGUAUAUGCCGGUUUAGUAGUAACUUUCAUUAAUUUUCUGACAAGGAUGUCCCAUAUUAUUGCACAUGACAUAUGUAAAAAGCCACGUACAAAGGAUAUUAAAAUACAAGAAGAUGUUACAUUUUUUCAAAUGGGCUUUUCGCAGAAAAUCCUCGACGGAUUAUCAGUUUGUGGUUUCCAAAAACCAUCACCGAUUCAGUUAAAAGCUAUUCCAUUAGGACGAUGCGGUUUUGAUUUAAUAAUGCGUGCUAAGUCAGGAACAGGUAAAACGUUAGUAUUUUCUGUAAUAGCACUUGAAAUGCUUGAUGUACAAGUACUAUCUAUACAAGUAUUAAUAUUAGCGCCUACUAGAGAAAUUGCCAUACAAAUUUCACAAGUGAUUUCAUCUGUAGGUUGUGAAAUGAAAGGUUUGAAAGUUGAAGUGUUUAUAGGAGGUAUAGCUAUAAAUGAAGAUAAGAAGAAAUUGAAUGGUUGUCAUGUAGCUGUUGGCGCGCCAGGCAGGAUUCGACAUUUAAUUGAUAAAGGAAUCUUAAAUGUCGAAAAUAUUAGGUUAUUUGUUCUUGAUGAAGCAGACAAAUUAAUGGAAACUAGUUUUCAGAAAGAUAUCAAUUUUAUUUUCUCAAAAUUACCAAUAAAUAAGCAAGUCAUAGCAUCAAGCGCAACUUAUCUAGGAGAUUUGGAAACAUUUUUACAAACAUACAUGUGUUCUCCAGUUGUCACAUCUUCAGAUAAUGAUGAACCAAUUCUUGUUGGACUAAAACAAUUUGUAGCGAUUGUUCCUUUUCAUCCAAAUGCUAUGAAACAGGUCCAAAUAAAAGUAGAUGAACUGACAAAAAUAUUGAACUCUGUUCCAUUUAAGCAGUGCUUAGCUUUUUCAAAUUAUCAGUCAAGUGCAACUUAUAUAGCUGGAAAUCAAGAUAUGACAAAAAGACUUGAUGCGAUUAAUAAAUUAAAAAGUUUUAAAUGCAGAAUAAUGAUAACAACUGACUUAACUGCAAGAGGUAUAGAUGUGGAUAAUGUUAACUUAGUGGUAAAUCUUGAUUUGCCCAAUGAUGCGCCGACAUAUUUACAUAGAAUAGGAAGAGCUGGACGUUAUGGAUCUUACGGUAUUUCUAUCACAAUAGUGGCAGAAAAUGAAAUUGAAACAUUUAAAGAAUUGUUAAAUUCUGUUGGUGGUCCAAAUUUUUAUGUUUUAAAGCUCCCUCCGUGCUACCCAAAUGACGUUUGGAGUACGUCCAGUACAUUCUUCGAAAAAUUUUGUGCAAAAUCGGAUUUUGUUAAAGAAAAUCAACUCGAAAAUAAGAUUGACGUUAAUGUUACAAAUGAAUUAUCUUCAGACCCUGUUAAUACGAAAUUACGAAAUAAUAUACAUUCAGAAGAUAGUGAAAGUACACUUGAUAUAAAUGAAAAAAGUAUAGACAAUACGCAAUGUUAUAACCGAGAUAAAGUGAAAAAUGUUACAUCAAAAUAUAUUGAUAACUACCAGAAAAAUGCUCUUAAUUCAAAAAUAUUACCUAACAUGCCUCAUAAAAUAAAAGUCAGUUCUUUAUUUGAACAAAACACGAAUAAAAUUGAUGAAUCUCAGGAAAUUAAGAGCAAUAAAGAGGAUACUGUUCUUACAAGUUCAUACAAUUCAUCUAAAUCAAAAGUUGUACACAAUUUUAAAUUAAAUUUUCUAUCAAGCAAUUUAUCUGCAUGGGAAAAAGCUAAUGAAAAUACAUUAUUUGAAGUUGAUUUGACUGAUAUCCAAGAAGACAAUUUAUCCAGCUCCGAUAUUGAUAAUAUUAUCGAACAUUUAGAAUAUAACCGUUACUAUAAAAUAUUACAAGAAAGUUCUUCAUUACCGAAGGAUCAUUGUGUAGAGAAUGAUAAUGUAACUAGUAAUAUAGUAAUGGUUCCAGAUGAGAUUCCAGAUUUUGUAGAUACUUAUUGUUUAAAAGAAUUAAAUGGUUAUAUAUUAGAACAAAUGAAAAAUUUUAAUAAAUCUGAAAAUGAGUCACUUUUUGAAGAAGAAAAGUCAUUGGAAGAAGCACAUGCAUGGAAACAAAAAUUAGAAUUUGAAAUUGAAGUAUUAAAUACCACAUCGAAACUUAUGAAAGAGUCAGUUCAAAAAUUAGUUUAUCAUGAACAUGUUGAAAUGCUUCAAAUAUUCUACAAAAUACAGAAGCACGCUCUUUUGUGCAUCUAUCCGGAAAUACGAAACGAUGAUGAAAUAGAUGACACUUAUUCAUAUUUUGGAUUCACAUUACGUGGAAAUUUAGUUGACAUGUAUAAAGAAAUGGAGGAUUUUAAAAGUUCUCACCGAGUAUCUGGACAAAAAUUUAAUGCACAUUUCCCGUAUCCGAUUGAGCAUGAUUCAUACAUGCCAAAUCUGAAGAUAUUGAAACCAAAUCUAAAUAAUUAUCGUGAUUCAUUAGGAUAUUUGAAAUCAGAUCCGUAUCCUAGAGAGAAACUACUGCAAAUAGUGAAUUAUGUGGCGUUUAUUAGUGAAAUUAAAAAACAUAAUUUGACAAGAAAGUUAAGAAGAGGAUAUGUACUAUUUGAUGAAUUAUUAUCAACAGUACAAAAUGAAUUCUUAAGCGAUAAAUCAAGUCAGGCUGCAGAUACUAAUUCAAAAGAUAUGCAAAAUCAAUUUGACUUACAAAAUCAAAUAGACGUUGAAAAAGAUAUUAAACAGAAAAGCAUAACUAUAAAUGAAAAUGAGCAGAAUAAAAUAAGUGACGAAUAUAAUUCUAAUAAUUUAGUAUUAGCAAAGUCUGCACAAAAUGAUUAUGUUAAUACACAAGAAUUAGAAUGCUACAGGUUACAAAAUAACGUUUCUACUUCCUCAAAUAAGACCGACGAUCUUAAGGAGUAUAAGAUGAGUAAAAAAGUGUAUUCAAAAAAUAAAUUUCACAGAUGGAAAACGAAUAGAACACAAGUGAAUGCUGCUAAAAAGACAGAAAAGACUUCAUCUAAAAUUACAACAAACAAUACUUUGCGUGAUGUUGAUAGAUUAUGCAAUGACAUUGAUUUACAUGAAAACCCAUCCAAUGUAAAAAUAGAACAACUGCCAUUAAGAUCUAUGGAAAGUAAUAAACAUUUAUAUAAAUCUCCUGAAUCCUGCAGAUUUGAUACAUUGAAUAGUGAUAAAUCUGUUAAUACAUCUUUAACAAAAAAUGUAUCACAGAAGCAUUCAGAUGAUAAAAAUUUAUCAGAUACAAUGAAUGUUUCUAGAGCUUAUGACGUACAUAAAUCUGAACAGAAUCAAUCUUUAAAUACACAAUAUUAUAUUCCUUUCUACAACUAUAUGCAUACUGUUCCUUCUACUUUUCAAACAGACAACUGUACAAAUGUUCCUAGCUACUUUUCAAAUUCUACUCAUGUACAAAAUGAAACUAGUCUUCGCUACUCAUUGGAUAAAAAUAUUCACGAACGUGAAAUAGAAAUUGAUCAGUUUUUAUCAUCUCUGAGAGCUCAGACUGAUCAAUUACAUUUAGAGCUGUAUACUUCGGAAAUGCUCUAUAAUUGCACAAGGAAUUGUAAUUAAUAUUAAUGCUAUUAAGCAACUGUAAGUUAUAAGUUAAAAGUAAUAAUGUCGGUCGGUUCCUAAGAGACAGUCUAACUUAAUUUUGUACAGUUAAGCACAUGUUCGAUUUCCGAGUAAUUAAAUUUUGAAUUGAUAACGUCGUAACAAAAGGUUAGUAAUGUACAUUUGUAAUAACAUAAAUACUGCUACAACUUUUUAAUACUAUAAAUGAGUACAGUUCUCUUUUUUAAUAUCUUGAAUAUGUAUAAUUCAUUUUUGUAAUAAAAUUCGUAUGAAACCUGUUA
Molecule: messenger RNA, 4234 nt
Organism: Megachile rotundata (alfalfa leafcutting bee)
Lineage: Eukaryota; Metazoa; Arthropoda; Insecta; Hymenoptera; Megachilidae
Cellular component (GO): cytosol
Molecular function (GO): ATP binding; nucleic acid binding; RNA helicase activity
Source: RefSeq, a predicted model, not a curated record